UCGGGAGCAUAGGAAGGAACCCAAGGGUAGCAGCAGGCAGCGCGUCCUUGACGAUGGCCAUGGACACGUUCUACAUCUCCCACGGCUCGCCCACGCUCUCCAUCGACGACUCGCUGCCAGUGCGCCACUUCCUCAAGUCGUGGGAGCCGGCCGGUCUCGCCGGCCCGCAGCCGCCUCGCGCCAUCCUGAUCGUGUCCGGCCACUGGGAGACGGACACCCCGGCUGUCAACGUCAUCCGUGGCACCAACGACACCAUCUACGACUUCUAUGGCUUCCCCGACCAGAUGUACAAGGUCGCCUUAAUUCAUAAUUCUACAUCCAUGUCUAUGCUGGUGUACCCUGCGCCGGGCGCGCCGGACGUGGCCAUGAGGACCAAGAAGCUCCUGGAGGACGCCGGGUUCGGGCCGGUGAGCGAGGACCACGGCCGCGGGCUCGACCACGGCGCGUGGGUGCCGCUGAUGCUCAUGUACCCGGAGGCCAACAUCCCGGUGUGCCAGCUCUCCGUGCAGACGGACCGCGACGGCACGUACCACUACGACCUCGGCAGGGCGCUGGCGCCGCUCCGGGACGACGGCGUGCUCAUUGUCGGCUCCGGCAGCGCCACGCACAACCUAGGCCGGAUCCUGCGGACGUUCGCGCCCACCAGCGGCGAGCCCGUGCCGGAGUGGGCGGCUGAGUUCGACGCCUGGCUCAGGGAGUCUUUACUCAACGGACGGCACGACGACGUGAAGCGGUACGAGGAGACGGCGCCGUUCGCCAAGGUAGCGCACCCGCGGCCGGACCACUUGUACCCGCUGCACGUCGCGCUCGGUGCGGCCGGGCCGGAGGCCAAAGCGGAGCUCAUCCACCGCAGCUGGUCCAACGCCACGCUCUCCUACGCGUCCUACCGGUUCACCACCAAGCAGCAAGAUAAACUGAUGGAGCCACCGUGUGACGGCGCUACCCCUGCUCUUGUAUGCGACUAAAUUCCCACACACCGCAAGUGGGGAACCGCAGUCUGUCGGAACAGUGGCGGAGACCGGAAUAUUUUUCAGGUGUGACGGAGUUUAUAAAAAAGAAAUCAAAUUAUGCAUGAACUCAUUUGAAUACUACAUAUACUAGCGAAAUGUCCGUGUGUUGCUUCCACAUUAUAGAGUGCAUUAUAAUGGUUUGACAUCAA
Triticum dicoccoides is the source of this 1159-nucleotide messenger RNA. RefSeq names its product extradiol ring-cleavage dioxygenase-like. The record is from RefSeq and is a predicted model, not a curated record. The transcript has 2 exons. Bases 54 to 965 code for a protein of 303 amino acids. Lineage: Eukaryota; Viridiplantae; Streptophyta; Magnoliopsida; Poales; Poaceae. Gene Ontology annotation, molecular function: ferrous iron binding; zinc ion binding; dioxygenase activity.